GACAUUAGCUAGCGCUCGCUCUACUCUCUCUAAUGGGGAAACAGCGGACUACAAGAGACUGAACUGUAUCUGCCUCUAUUUCCAACAGACUCACGUUCAACUUUCGCUCACAAAAAAAGCCGGGAAAAUUUUAUUAAUCCUUUUUUUUAAAAAAAAAGUUAAUAUAAAAUUAUAGCAAAAAAAAAAAAAAAGGAACCUGAACUUUAGUAACACAGCUGGAACAAUCCGCAGCGGCGGCGGCAGCAGCGGGAGAAGAGAUUUAAUUUAGUUGAUUUUCUGUGGUUGUUGGUUGUUCGCUAGUCUCACGGUGAUGGAAGCUGCACGUUUUUUCGAAGGGACCGAGAAGCUUCUGGAGGUUUGGUUCUCCAGGCAGCAGCCCGACGCAAACCAAGGAUCUGGAGAUCUUCGCACCAUCCCCAGAUCUGAGUGGGACAUUCUUCUGAGGGAUGUGCAAUGUUUAAUCAUAAGUGUGACAAAAACUGACAAGCAGGAAGCUUAUGUACUCAGUGAGAGUAGCAUGUUUGUCUCCAAGAGACGUUUCAUUUUGAAGACAUGUGGUACCACCCUCUUGCUGAAAGCACUGGUUCCCCUGUUGAAACUUGCUAGGGAUUACAGUGGGUUCGAUUCAAUUCAAAGCUUCUUUUAUUCUCGUAAGAAUUUCAUGAAGCCGUCUCACCAAGGGUACCCACACCGGAAUUUCCAGGAAGAAAUAGAGUUUCUUAAUGCAAUUUUCCCAAAUGGAGCAGCAUAUUGUAUGGGACGUAUGAAUUCUGACUGUUGGUACUUGUAUACUUUGGAUUUCCCAGAGACCCGGGUAAUCAGUCAGCCAGAUCAAACCCUGGAAAUUCUGAUGAGUGAGCUUGACCCAGCAGUUAUGGACCAGUUCUACAUGAAAGAUGGUGUUACUGCAAAGGAUGUCACUCGUGAGAGUGGAAUUCGUGACCUGAUACCAGGUUCUGUCAUUGAUGCCACACUUUUCAAUCCUUGUGGGUAUUCGAUGAAUGGAAUGAAAUCGGAUGGAACUUAUUGGACUAUUCACAUCACUCCAGAACCAGAAUUUUCUUAUGUUAGCUUUGAAACAAACUUAAGUCAGACCUCCUAUGAUGACCUGAUCAGGAAAGUUGUGGAAGUCUUCAAGCCAGGAAAAUUUGUGACCACCCUGUUUGUAAAUCAGAGUUCUAAAUGUCGCACAGUGCUUUCUUCACCCCAGAAGAUUGACGGCUUUAAACGUCUUGAUUGCCAGAGCGCUAUGUUCAAUGAUUACAAUUUUGUUUUUACCAGUUUUGCUAAGAAGCAGCAACAACAGCAGAGUUGAUUAAUAAAAAUGAAGAAAAAACGCAAAAAGAGAACACACAUAGAAGGAGGUGGUGGCUGCUUUUUAGAUAUUGAUAUCGGGGGCCAUGCUUUCCAUAACCACCACCUUGUAGCUGCAGAAAGCCCUAGAUGUAAUGAUAGUGUAAUCAUUUUGAAUUGUAUGCAUUAUUGUAUCAAGGAGUUAGAUAUCUUGCAUGAAUGCUCUCUUCUGUGUUUAGGUAUCCUAUGCCACUCUUGCUGUGAAAUUGAAGUGCAUGUAGAAGAAAACUUUUACUAUAUGAAACUUUACCACACUUGUGAAAACAAUUCAAUUUGGUUUACGCACAGUGUAAUAUUUCUCCAGGUAUCAUCCAAAAUUCCCCACAGACAAGGCUUUCGUCCUCAUUAGGUGUUGGUCUCAGCCUAAUCGUCUGGGACUGUUCUAUUAAACUGCUGCCAGGAUUUUACGUCCAGUUACCUCCACUUUCUAGAACAUACUCUCUACUAAUAUUACUGAAACCAGUUUCUAUUUCAUACAGAUGUUUUUUGCAACAGCGACUAAAGUUUAUCUUCCAUGAGUCAAGUCCUCUUAAGAAAAUGAUUGCAGUUUUCUAUUUUGUGUCUUACUAUUUUGACAUUAUUGCUUCCUGUACCUGUACUUCCUUUAAUUGAUUUUGUUCUCAUCAUGGUGUCUUGCCUCCCAAACACCCCUCCCCCCCAAUAAAGCAAUACACUGUUAAAAAAAAAAAAA
Molecule: messenger RNA, 2044 nt
Organism: Lutra lutra (Eurasian river otter)
Lineage: Eukaryota; Metazoa; Chordata; Mammalia; Carnivora; Mustelidae
Product: S-adenosylmethionine decarboxylase proenzyme-like
Exons: 1
Coding region: 311-1315 (334 amino acids)
Biological process (GO): spermidine biosynthetic process; spermine biosynthetic process
Cellular component (GO): cytosol
Molecular function (GO): adenosylmethionine decarboxylase activity; putrescine binding
Source: RefSeq, a predicted model, not a curated record